AUGGCAAAGAACCCGGACAGCGCUCUUCUUGCGCCUGAGCGGCAAGCAGUGAAUAUGUUAUUGCCACGCGGCAACUACAGCGAUUUCUUUGCUGACGAUAAGGUCUCCAUCGUACUUGAUCGCUUGAAGCUGGGAGACGUGGGCUUAGAAGAGUUAAAAAAGUACGUGAAGAACAAGCCCUAUUCUGCUUUACUUCUCCUCCAAAAAAAGUGGUGCGACCACAUCACCUUCGAGAACUUGGACCAGUUCGCACAGAGAAUAGGAGCAGAUUCGAUUUCUCCCCUCGUCGUGCCUACGCUAGGCUUGCACGAGAAUGCUAACAAGAAUGAUUUAGGACAUUGUCUAGCAGAAGAUACCAGUAAAGAUGCAGGAAAAAAGAUGGCGUCUUGCUUAGUACAACAACAGGAUUGUCCGAGUCCGACGAAGAAAGAAACUACUUACUUCUAAAUGCACAGCAGCACAAUUGUGUGAGUUUGAGACUACUUCUAAAUACAACAUGUACAAUCUCGAUUUGUCCGUGCCUGCGCUUGACAAGAAGGUCAUGCUGA
This is a messenger RNA of Amoebophrya sp. A25, 548 nucleotides long. NCBI's taxonomy places the organism in Eukaryota, Dinophyceae, Syndiniales, Amoebophryaceae. The record is from the annotation of a GenBank genome assembly.